CCUGCUUGGGAGUCUCUGCCCCUCCCCUGCUCACACUCUGUCUCUCUCAAAAUAAAUAUAUUUGGAUUUUUAAAAAUUUAUUUAAGUGCUCCAUGAUUAAUUUUACUUACAGGAAUUACAUCUUAGAGACAUACUCAUGUAAGUAUGCAUUUGUACGGGGUUAUUUUUGCAUUAUUUGUAAUAACAAAAUAGUGAAACAGCCUAAAUGUCUGUCAACAGGGGACUGAUUAAAUAAACUGUGGCAUGAUUUGCAAUCAUUCAAAUGCAGCCAUUGGAAAGAGUGAAGUAGUUCUAUGUGUACUGAUAGAGAAUGAUUCAAAAAGUAUUUAGAUUUCAUAUAUAUGAAAAAAGUGUACAGAACAUUGUAUAUUGCUACCAUUUGAGGAAGAACAUAUAAGCAUAUUUGCUUAUAAAUGUAUAAAAUAUCUCUGGAGGAACACAUGGAUAUCCAUGGAUAUUUCUGAAUGGAGGCACCAGAAGGCUGCAAAACAGGGAUACGAGGAAACACUUCAUUCAUAUUGGGGUUUGUCUGCUACUGUUUGAAUUUUGGAAUAUGACUAUAUUAUCCACCCAAAAGCAUUUUUUAAUAAUAUGAACAUGACAGGAAUGUUCAUUGUGAAAUUAUUCCCGAGUGAAAUGCUCAAAAUACCCUAAAUACCCAUCAGUAGGAGAAUGUGUAAAUUAUGGUCAAAUCAUACAGUGUCCUUCAUGAGCACAGUUAAAAUAAGUUAAUUAAGCUUUUCAUGUCAACAUAGAUAAAUCUCAAGUUUGUAAUGUUAUGUGAGAAGCUUAAGUUAACUUUACUUAAGUAACUUAAGUUACACCCCAGCAUGAUCCCAUCAAUAUACAAAGUUUGAAAAUACAGUAAAGAGUGCUUUUUGUAACGAUGAUGUUUUAUACUUUAAAAGAGAAAUCUGAUGUAAGUAUGGCACUAAAUCUUAUAAAUCCAUUGAGCUAAGUAGGCAGUUUCCAUAAUGGUAUAUUGGCCCAGUCCUGCUUGUCUCAUGGGGACCCAGAGCAACCCUAAAUCCUCCUCCAGGAACCAGAAUGCUCCUCAAAUGAAAAGUAUUCCUCUCAGUGGCCAGCAGGGUUUCCCUUGUCUGUAUCUGAAUCUUCUUGUCUUCCAGGGAUGUUGGUGGUAAAUGUAACAUGGAGGAACAAGACCUAUGUAGGCACACUUCUUGACUGCACGCGGCAUGAUUGGGCACCCCCCAGGUUCUGUGACUCCCCCACCAGUGACUUGGAAAUGCGCAACGGCCGGGGUAGAGGCAAACGCAUGCGUCCCAACAGUAACACACCUGUCAAUGAGACAGCCACUGCCUCUGACAGCAAAGGGACCAGCAGCAGCAGCAAAACCCGAGCAGGAGCCAAUAGCAAAGGCCGUCGGGGCAGCCAAAAUUCUUCAGAGCAUCGCCCACCUGCCAGUAGCACCUCUGAGGAUGUCAAGGCCAGCCCUUCCUCAGCUAAUAAGCGGAAAAACAAACCGCUUUCAGACAUGGAGCUGAAUUCCAGCUCAGAGGACUCCAAAGGGAGCAAGCGUGUCCGUACGAAUUCCAUGGGCUCAGCCACUGGUCCCCUCCCUGGGACCAAGGUUGAACCCACUGUUCUAGACAGAAAUUGUCCCUCCCCAGUCCUGAUUGACUGUCCCCACCCAAACUGCAACAAAAAGUAUAAGCACAUCAAUGGACUGAAGUACCACCAAGCUCAUGCCCACACAGACGAUGACAGCAAGCCGGAAGCAGAUGGAGACAGUGAAUAUGGAGAGGAGCCCACCCUCCAUGCAGACCUUGGGAGCUGCAAUGGUGCAUCCGUCUCACAGAAAGGUUCCUUGUCCCCUGCCCGUUCAGCUACCCCCAAAGUUCGGCUCGUAGAGCCCCACAGCCCUUCUCCUUCAAGCAAAUUCAGCACAAAAGGCCUCUGUAAGAAAAAGCUUAGUGGGGAAGGGGACACAGACCUUGGGGCCUUAUCUAAUGAUGGCUCUGAUGAUGGACCCUCAGUAAUGGAUGAAACAAGCAAUGAUGCCUUUGAUUCUUUAGAAAGGAAGUGUAUGGAAAAAGAAAAAUGUAAAAAACCCUCUAGUUUGAAGCCUGAAAAGAUUCCUUCCAAAAGCUUAAAGUCAGCGCGGCCUAUUGCCCCUGCCAUCCCUCCACAGCAAAUCUACACCUUCCAGACAGCCACCUUCACAGCAGCAAGCCCAGGCUCCUCCUCAGGCUUGACCACCACAGUGGUCCAAGCCAUGCCCAACAGUCCUCAACUCAAGCCUAUUCAGCCCAAGCCCACUGUGAUGGGAGAACCUUUCACAGUCAACCCUGCCUUGACCCCAGCCAAGGACAAGAAAAAGAAAGACAAAAAAAAGAAGGAGUCCUCAAAGGAACUCGAAAGUCCUCUGACCCCUGGGAAGGUGUGUCGAGCAGAAGAAGGCAAAAGCCCGUUCAGGGACUCCUCGGGAGAUGGGAUGAAAAUGGAGGGGCUCCUGAAUGGCUCAUCAGACCCCCACCAGAGCCGACUGGCUAGCAUCAAGGCAGAAGCUGACAAGAUCUACAGCUUCACGGACAAUGCCCCCAGCCCUUCAAUUGGAGGCAGCAGCCGCAUAGACAGCACUACUCCUACCCAGCCCCUGACUCCCUUACAUGUAGUGACCCAGAACGGAGCCGAAGCCAACUCGGUCAAAACCAACAGCCCUGCAUACUCCGACAUAUCUGAUGCUGGGGAGGAUGGGGAGGGCAAAGUGGACAGCGUCAAAUCAAAGGACCCUGAACACUUGGUUAAGGAAGGGGCUAAGAAAACUCUUUUUCCCCCUCAGCCACAGAGCAAAGACUCGCCGUAUUAUCAAGGCUUUGAGAGUUACUACUCUCCGAGUUAUGCACAGUCUAGCCCGGGGGCUCUGAACCCCAGCAGCCAGGCAGGAGUGGAGAGCCAAGCUCUGAAGACAAAAAAGGAUGAGGAGCCUGAGAGCAUAGAGGGGAAAGCGAAGAACGAUGUCUGUGACGAGAAGAAACCAGAGCUGAGCAGCUCCAGUCAGCAGCCUUCCGUCAUCCAGCAGCGUCCCAACAUGUACAUGCAGUCUCUGUACUACAACCAGUAUGCCUACGUGCCCCCGUAUGGCUACAGCGACCAGAGUUACCACACCCACCUCCUGAGCACUAACACAGCCUACCGGCAGCAAUAUGAGGAACAGCAGAAACGGCAGAGCUUGGAGCAGCAGCAGCGGGGACUGGACAAGAAGGUGGAGUUGGGCCUAAAGGAGCGGGAGGCGGCACUCAAGGAAGAAUGGAAGCAAAAGCCGUCGAUUCCCCCAACUCUCACCAAGGCGCCCAGCCUGACAGACCUGGUCAAGUCAGGACCCGGGAAGGCCAAGGAGCCAGGGGCUGACCCUGCCAAAUCAGUCAUUAUUCCCAAAUUAGACGACUCCUCCAAACUGCCCAGCCAGGCCCCGGAAGGACUUAAAGUGAAGCUGAGUGAGGCCAGCCACCUAGGCAAGGAGGCCUCUGAGGCUAAGACAGGCGCUGAGUGUGGCCGACAGGCAGAGGUGGAUCCAAUACUCUGGUACCGACAGGAAGCAGAGCCCCGGAUGUGGACGUAUGUCUAUCCUGCCAAGUACUCGGACAUCAAGUCAGAGGAUGAGCGGUGGAAAGAGGAGCGGGACCGCAAAUUGAAGGAAGAAAGGAAUCGGAGUAAGGACUCUGCCCCCAAGGAGGAUGGGAAGGAAAGCACAAGUAGUGACUGCAAGCUGCCCACGUCUGAGGAAUCCCGCCUCGGGAGCAAGGAGCCCCGGCCAAGUGUCCAUGUGCCUGUGUCCUCCCCCCUCACCCAGCACCAGUCCUACAUCCCUUACAUGCACGGCUACUCCUAUAGCCAGUCCUAUGACCCCAACCACCCCAGCUACCGGGGCAUGCCUGCUGUGAUGAUGCAGAACUACCCAGGUUCCUACCUACCUUCCAGCUACUCUUUCUCCCCAUAUGGCAGCAAAGUCUCAGGGGGUGAAGAUGCUGACAAGGCACGAGCCAGCCCCAGUGUCAGUUGUAAAUCCAGCUCAGAGUCCAAAGCCCUGGACAUCUUGCAGCAGCACGCCAGUCACUACAAGAGCAAGUCUCCCACGGUGAGUGGCACUGGCUGCUCCCAGAACCCAGGAAGGCCAUAUCCAGGCUCUGGGAGAAGGUGGGCAAGCGCAGGUCUUAACUACAGUGCAGCCUGGCUGACUUUGACACUGGCGUCACCAGGCAACUCCAUGAUUCUUAGGUGUCCUGUGUUUGUAAGGAGUCAUAGUGUGGGCUCAGAGCAUCUUGCUGUCGUGUGUGUGUCUCACAACAGUGCUUUGUGUCUGCUUUUUUUUUUUCAGAUAAGUUAUAAAACGUCUCAGGAGAGAGAUCGGGGAGGC
Messenger RNA from Panthera uncia (snow leopard), 4378 nucleotides. Its product is annotated as zinc finger protein 609-like. The record is from RefSeq and is a predicted model, not a curated record. The transcript is spliced from 4 exons. NCBI's taxonomy places the organism in Eukaryota, Metazoa, Chordata, Mammalia, Carnivora, Felidae. The annotation marks the transcript as partial. Gene Ontology annotation, biological process: regulation of transcription by RNA polymerase II. Gene Ontology annotation, cellular component: nucleus.